Symbiodinium necroappetens is the source of this 1873-nucleotide messenger RNA. Lineage: Eukaryota; Dinophyceae; Suessiales; Symbiodiniaceae. The record is from the annotation of a GenBank genome assembly.
GCUUCAGGCCUGGGCAAAGCGAGCCUUCAGCAGCGACAGCGACGAGAUUUGGAGAGACGAUCGGCGGCUCGUGCUGGUUUUGGACGGCCUGGACGAAGCCGGCAUGGACCGGCGACGGAUCCUCAAUUGGCUCCAGCAGUGGCUGCGGGCAAACAGCCGCCGAUGCGUCUGCACCAUCAUGGCCUCUCGGCCGUCCGGGACCAACGAGGUGCUGGGCAGCGACGGCAGAGCUCGCGAGUCGGCGGCAUCCGUGGUGCUCGGCCAGUUCUCCGAGACGUCGCUGCUGACCCAGGAGCCGCUGCCGGUCUCCUCCCACCUUCGGCUGCACGACGGCACUGGGCAGAGCCUGGGAGCUGGCACCGUCCUCUCCUGCGACAAGGGCAUUCUGCUACAGAAGAAGGAGGUGAACGGCCUGGAGCCCGGGGUGCACUCCCUGAAGGUGCGCCGGAAGGGUCCGGAGAUUGUCCCGGAGAUUGUCUUCUCCGCCGCGGUGUCCUUGGACUACGACGCCCGCCUCGCUGCCCAGGUGAUGCUGGAGCGGGCCUUCCGAGCCGCCGGCGGCGAUCCGGAGGAGGAUCAUCGCGUGGUGGUGCGCCGGGCCGACGGCGAAGAGUGGAAGGACUUCAGGCCCAUCAACUACGACAAGAUGCUGGAUUGGCCCACAAUCGCCUUUCCGUGCCGCGCCGUCCUGAAGACCGACAAAAGAGCCGCCGACGACCCUAAAUUCGAAGACGUGCAAGUGAGCCUCCGUGAGACGUCGGCCGGGAUCUUCCUGAUGGGUGACCUGGAGCCAGGCGAUCGGGUCGAGCUCGGGAGCGACGGGCCACCGAGAGAAGUCCUACCUCUCGACCGUUGCUUCCGGGUGGUCCUGGACACGGAGGUCCCACGCUGCCCUGCGAGUCUGGCGGAGAUGACAGUGCAGGAUGAGCUGCUCGGCUUCGCGCCGCUGGAGAUCCUGCCGCUCAGUCCUCCCGUAGCCUCGAGGAUCUCGAAGUUCGGCGAGGAGGAGCUGCGAGCGCUCCCCGAAGCGGUUUGGCAGACGCCCCUGAUGGCCAGCAUCCUGGGCCCCGCCCCCGUUCAGCUGCGCAGAGAAGAUCUCGACGGCGCCACGGCAGAGCUGGUGCUGAUGGAGCACGCAGUGGGAAUGCUGCUGAAGCAGGCAGAAGAGCGGACAAGCUGCAAGGGGCUGCGAGCAGAGCUGGGCCCGCUGUGCUUGGCCAAGCUCCAGGCGGGCCAGCGGUUGCUGUUGGAGUCGGACUUCAGCAGCCAGGUGGUCUUCCAGGAAGCGCAGCUCGGGAACUUGAAAUUCUUCGAGCCGGCUGGCCAAGCGGUGCAGCUUUACCACCUGCGAAUGCAGGAGUUCCUGGCCGCAGAGGCCCGGUUGGCGGGUGCCCAGGCGCCGGCCUGGAGAGAAGCCUUCGCCGAAGCGCAGCAGCAGCCGAUGCUGCGUGUGCUCCGCUUCUGUUUGAUGAAGCAGACGGCCCACGCGGCGGAGGUGGAGAUCGACCUUUCAGGAACAGCGUUGGUCGCCGCGGACUGGGAGGCGUUCCAAGGAGCCCUGCUUUGCACCGAGAAGCUGGCGCUCAACUUGGAUGGAAGCCGCCUGGGCCCCGAGGGCGCCAGCAGCUUGUCCUCUGCGCUGCCCAAACGGCUCCGACAGCUGCGGCUGGACUUAUAUGAGAACAGCAUCGGCGACGAGGGCGCCAGCGCCCUGGCCGCAAGGCUCCCGCUCCAAGAGCUGUGGCUGGACCUGACCUCGAACCAAAUCGGCCCGGGCCCUGGAGAGGAAAGGGCCCACAGCUGUGGCCUCGGAGCUCCGAGAGAGCGGAGGCUCGGAGCCGGAUUUCUGCUUCAGGUUGCCCCCAACAGCUAG